Messenger RNA from Perognathus longimembris pacificus (Pacific pocket mouse), 2277 nucleotides. Its product is annotated as UBX domain-containing protein 4. The coding region runs from base 246 to 1775 and encodes 509 amino acids. Lineage: Eukaryota; Metazoa; Chordata; Mammalia; Rodentia; Heteromyidae. The record is from RefSeq and is a predicted model, not a curated record. The transcript has 2 exons. Gene Ontology annotation, molecular function: protein binding.
GUGCCAAGCCGGCGGCGACGAGUCGUGUCACGUGACGCGGGGCGCGCCUGGACAAGCGCGCGGUUGCGCGUGUCCCAGGGAACCGCUGACUCGAGUGCGCGCUUGUGAAGAGUCGGAGGCGGUGGGGGGGGCCGGACCAGCCGAGGGUUGCGAGGGCUGCCGAGCCCGACGGAGUGGGUGGGUGAGGUCAGCUCCGGGAUCGCGACAACGACAUUUCGAGCCAGCGCCUGAGGCCGAGCGGAAACAUGCUGUGGUUCCAGGGCGCCAUUCCGGCCGCCAUCGCGUCGGCUAAGAGGAGCGGCUCGGUCUUCGUGGUGUUUGUGACAGGUGAUGAUGAACAAUCUACACAAAUGGCUGCACGUUGGGAAGAUGAGAAAGUAACAGAAGCAUCUUCAAACAGUUUUGUUGCUAUUAAAAUUGAUACCAAAAGUGAAGCCUGUCUACAAUUUUCACAAAUCUAUCCUGUAGUGUGUAUUCCAUCUAGUUUCUUUAUUGGUGACAGUGGAAUUCCUUUGGAAGUAAUAGCAGGAAGUGUUUCUGCAGAUGAACUUGUUGCAAGAAUUCACAAAGUCCAACAGAUGCACUUACUGAAAGGUGAAACAUCAGUGGCAAGUGGCAGCCAGUCAGAAAGUCCAGUGUCCACUUCAUUUGCCUCAUUUGAACCUAACAACGCUUGUGAAAAUUCUCAGUCAAGAAAUGCAGAAGGUUGUGAAACAUCACAUACUGCUCCUGAUACAAAAUUAGAUACUGCAACAGGAGGAGAAAGUUCAAGCCAUGCCACUCCCUCUCAAGAGAAUAGUGGUUGUUCAAAUCAGAGAUCUGCUGAGGACCUCACCAUCAGAGUGGAAAGAUUAACAAAAAAGCUUGAAGAUCGGAGAGAAGAGAAGAGGAAAGAAGAAGAACAGAGAGAGAUUAAGAAGGAAAUUGAAAGAAGAAAAACUGGAAAAGAAAUGUUGGAUUAUAAAAGAAAGCAAGAAGAAGAAUUAACAAAAAGAAUGUUAGAAGAAAGAAAUAGAGAAAAGGCAGAAGACAGAGCAGCUCGAGAGCGUAUAAAACAGCAAAUUGCAUUGGAUCGUGCAGAGAGAGCUGCUCGUUUUGCAAAGACAAAGGAAGAAGUAGAGGCUGCCAAAGCUGCCGCUGCCUUGUUGUCCAAACAGGCAGAAAUGGAAGUGAAGAGGGAAUCUUAUGCACGAGAAAAAAGCACUGUUGCAAGAAUUCAAUUCCGCCUGCCUGAUGGGUCUUCCUUUACAAAUCAAUUUCCUUCUGAUGCUCCACUAGAAGAAGCAAGACAGUUUGCUGCACAACCUGUUGGCAAUACUUAUGGUAAUUUUUCACUAGCAACCAUGUUUCCCAGGAGGGAAUUUACCAAAGAAGAUUACAAAAGAAAAUUACUGGAUUUGGAACUUGCUCCAAGUGCUUCAGUGGUACUGUUACCAGCAGGACGGCCGACUACAUCUGUUGUACACUCUUCCAGUGGAGAUAUUUGGACAUUAUUGGGGACAGUACUUUAUCCAUUCCUUGCCAUCUGGAGAUUGAUUAGCAGUUUCUUAUUUAGUAAUCCUCCUGCACGGACUUCAGCAAGAGCAGCAUCACCCGAACCUUUAAACCCUGCAUCGUCUAGCAAAUCAGAAAAAAGGGAACCGGUCAGAAAAAGAGUGCUGGAGAAACGAGGGGAAGACUUUAAAAAGGAGGGGAAGAUAUAUAGAUUGAGGACUCAAGAUGAUGGUGAAGAUGAAAACAACACUUGGAAUGGAAAUUCUACUCAGCAGAUGUAGUGCAAUAAGUACAAUAUGUCAAUGAUCAUUUUUUCUCUUAUGAUUUAAUUCAACUAAAAUUCUACUGGAGAAGUGGGUCUGCAUUGUUUUCCAACUUACGUAUAAAGGGUUUCUUUAUUCCUGCUUUAUGGCUGUAGGUUAAAGUUGUUUAACUCAGAAACAUCAAGACAAAAUGAUUGGCUGCCAGGUCCACGAAUGACCAACUGCUAGAAAUCUAAAAAAUUAAAAGGUUUGCCACAGCCUCCAUCAGCUUUUUAAUUAUUUUCAUAGAUCUUUUGCCAUGUGCUCUCACGUGACAUGUUUUGUUUAGAAUACUUUUUGCUUUAAGAUUCCACACAAAGUAAAGCUAGGUCACUAACUUGAAUCUUAGAGAAUUUUAACUAGCCAAUCAGAUGAUAACAUAGGUUUAACAUUUUUUGUCCCUUUUCAUCAGCUGCAAGUAAAGUCUUGUAGUUUUUCAUCUAAACUGAAUAAAAAUUUUCCAAAGAUCAGAACACUCUUA